This is a messenger RNA of Hydractinia symbiolongicarpus, 1548 nucleotides long. RefSeq lists its product as uncharacterized. The record is from RefSeq and is a predicted model, not a curated record. The transcript has a single exon. The coding region runs from base 1 to 1548 and encodes 515 amino acids. Lineage: Eukaryota; Metazoa; Cnidaria; Hydrozoa; Anthoathecata; Hydractiniidae.
AUGGGUCACUACCACAAUAUGUACCUCGUCGCGGACGUCUUGCUACUAACCGACAUCUUCCAGGGCUUUCAAAGCGUGUGCUUGGAGGACUACAAGCUCGACCCCGCCCACUUCUACAGUGCACCAGGUUUAGCAUGGAAAGCAGCGUUAAAGUACACAGAAAUCAAGCUGGAGCUCCUAACGGACCCUGACAUGCUCUUGAUAUUUGAAAGAGGCAUCCGUGGAGGUAUAACCCAUGCUGUACACAGGUAUGCCAAAGCCAACAACAAGUAUGAGGGGGGUCAAUACGAUCCAGAGGUUGAGUCGUCAUACUUGCAUUACCUCGAUGCCAACAAUUUGUAUGGCUGGGCUAUGCGUCAAGACCUGCCCACGCAUGGAUUCAAAUGGUUAUCGAACGUUGAGACCUUUACACAGAAGCGGAUCGAGAAACUCGUCGCUGACAACAAGCACGGCUACAUCUUGGAAGUUGAUAUCGAUUAUCCAAAGAGCCUACAUGACAAGCACAACGAGCUGCCUUUCUUGCCGGGGUGCAAGGUGGUUCACAGGGUCGAGAAGCUACUCCCAAAUCUCGAACAUAAGCGGAAGUACGUGUUGCACAUCAGAGCCCUUCAUCAGGCUUUAAAGCAUGGGCUCGAGCUUAAGAAGGUGUAUAGAGUCAUCCAGUUUAACCAGAAGCCAUGGCUGAGGGGUUAUAUCGACCACAACACGGGGCUUAGAACGGCCACCAAAAACGAGUUCGAGAAGGACUUCUAUAAGCUCAUGAACCUCUCGGAAUUUGGCAAAACUAUGGAGAACUUGAGGAACCAUCACAACAACCAGUUGGUUACCAACGAAGAGAAGUACACAAAGCUCGUCAUGAAACCAAACUUCAAGGGCGGGAACUACUUCAGCAGCCAUCUCAUGGGCGUGGAAAUGUGUAAAACAGAGGUAAAGAUGAAUAAACCUGUGGAUAUUGGUCAAGCUAUCCUAGAUCAGUCAAAAACCGUCAUGUACAAGUUUCACUACGACUAUAUGCAGCCCAAUUACGGUAGCAAGCUGCGGAUUUGCUAUAUGGAUACUGACUCCUUCGUAUACUACAUCAAACCGGAGGACUUUUACCGUGAUAUUGCCGAUGAUGUAGAGACACGUUUCGACACAAGUACCUACAGCAAAGAUGAUGGCAGACCUCUCCCCAUUGGUAAAAAUGAGAAGGUGGUAGGCUUGAUGAAAGAUGAGCUAAGCAGUAAGAUUAUGACAGAAUUCAUCACAUUGAGAGCUAAGCUGUACUUUACAAGAGUCUCACGGAAGAGGGCGCGAUCGCAAAGCAAAAGGUGUGAAGAAGUGUGUCACAAAGAAAUCCAUCACCUUCAAAGACUAUAUCAGCGCUGCUUGGAGGAUGGUGUCGAUAUAUACAAGACCUGGGUCUGUAUCCAGAACAAGGGGCAUCAAAUCUAUACGCAGGAAGUGAACAAGCUGGCACUCAAUAGGGCAGAUGACAAACGGAUCGUACAAGCGGACCAGAUCACAACGCUCGCAAGAGGUCAUUAUCGCUUAGCGGCAAAUAAAUGA